GGACCAAUCACAGUCUGCGAUGUCACAGGCCCCGCCUUCUCUCUCAAGCUGACCAAUGGCGUUGAAGUCUUAAAGUAGCGCAACAUUUCCUUUAUCCCGUCUACCUUUGUUGUCCAAUUUUAAUAUCAUAUUUUGAAUGUUUAUUUAUAAUUUAUAUCGCUUCUCCUCAAAGUUUAAGAUAAUUACGCCAAACCUUCGUAUUUGAGGACUCAGCUCGAGCUCUCUAUGGAAGCCCGCUAACCACACCGAGCUAGCUAACGUUACAGGAGCUAACUGUAGCUAGCAGCUUUUUGUGUUCUCGUGUUGUUGUUUUGAUUAAAGAAGAAGUUACAAGAAUUAAACCUCCAGCUGCUUCUUCAAGAUGACAUCAGCCUCUGCAAAGGUAGGAGAGAUUUUCUCUGCAGCCGGAGCUGCUUUCACCAAGUUGGGAGAGCUGACCAUGCAGCUGCACCCGGUGUCCGACUCCAGCCCUGCAGGAGCCAAGUGGACAGAGACAGAGAUCGAGAUGCUGCGCUUGGCAGUGCGUCGGUUUGGAGACGACCUGAACAACAUCAGCACGGUGAUCAAAGAGAGAACUGUCGCUCAGAUAAAGACCACGGUGAAGAGGAAGUUGUAUGAGGACAGCAGAGUCCCGAUUUCUUCAGAGUCCCCGAAGAAGACUGUAAAGAAAGCAUCUGUCACCAUGACGCCAGCUCCACCUCCAGCUGCCCCCGCCAUGAUUGCCGUACCCACCUCACAAGUUGUCGUAGCGACAGGAAUGCAGAACAGUCCUUCUCUGGCCCCGCCCAUCAAGAAACAGAAGACGGCAGACGUGACACUGAGCGCACUCAAUGACUCGGACGUGAACAGUGACCUGGUUGACAUCGAGGGACUCGGAGAUGGAUCAACCAGCAAGAAACUCAACUUUGACCAAGAGAGUCUGAACCUGGACUCCAGCCUCAUCAUGAACUCCAGUGACCUCCCCCUGCUGUCCCGCUGACCACUGACCUCCCAGCCCACUCACGAGGAAGCACGACUUCUCUGAGACACGACAGCUUUUAUUUAGUUUUUAUUUCACACCUUUACGUUUCACUCCUGUUUCCUGACGUUCACCUGUCGCUGUUUACAGAGAGACAAGGUUCUUUGUGUUUUAAUAUAAAUGUAGAACUUUACAUUUAAAGAGAAGUAAAGAUGGCACAUUCAAACAUUUAAUUUUAGUUUGUUUUAAAGACAGGUGAGCUUCAGGUCAGGUCUCUGUUGGUUUUUCUUUGUGAAGCAGAAUCAUGUUUUAAAAUCAGAUCGUGACUAAAUGUUUCGUAUCAUGAAGAAAACGACGUGGAGCUGCAGAUCAGCUGUAAAUACGUUCUCCUCGAACUCCUCCACUUCAAUCUGCGGUGUUCUCUAACAAAUACCAUCAACGUGUCCACCAGACGUGAUCUUUAAAAACUCCUACAUGUAUUUCUUCUUCUUUCGAAAGACUCUGUUCUCUCCUGAAACAUCUUCUCCGGACGUUUGUUUAAACCACGAGGAGAAAGAUCACCUUUAGGAGCUUUGUGACUGGAAUGAAGAGAACCCAGACUGAGAUUAGAAGAAGUCAGUAGAUUCGUAUUAUGUUGGCCAUAAUCUGUAGAUUAUCAUGCAUCAGUGUUCCUGAUUGUCUGAGGUCUUGAAGAGUUUUGAUCUGAACAUUUGAUAGAUCAGUGUGAGAUGUAAAAACACGUUCUAAUGAUGUGAAGUAAAACAGGACAGUUUGA
Notolabrus celidotus (New Zealand spotty) is the source of this 1733-nucleotide messenger RNA. Its product is annotated as chromatin complexes subunit BAP18-like. Gene Ontology annotation, cellular component: MLL1 complex; NURF complex. The record is from RefSeq and is a predicted model, not a curated record. Lineage: Eukaryota; Metazoa; Chordata; Actinopteri; Labriformes; Labridae. The coding region runs from base 362 to 979 and encodes 205 amino acids. The transcript has 5 exons.